Messenger RNA from Episyrphus balteatus (marmalade hoverfly), 1902 nucleotides. RefSeq names its product digestive cysteine proteinase 2 (gene 26-29-p). Gene Ontology annotation, cellular component: lysosome. Bases 165 to 1823 code for a protein of 552 amino acids. The transcript is spliced from 3 exons. The record is from RefSeq and is a predicted model, not a curated record. Gene Ontology annotation, molecular function: cysteine-type endopeptidase activity. NCBI's taxonomy places the organism in Eukaryota, Metazoa, Arthropoda, Insecta, Diptera, Syrphidae. Gene Ontology annotation, biological process: immune response.
AUUCAGUUGCUGUAAAGCUCUCGUUUGAAUCAGACUUCUUAUUGAAUUUUAAAAAUAAAAUAGAAUUUUUUUAAAAACUGAUUUUAUAAUUUCUAGAAAAUAUAAUAUUUUAUAGAAUAAAUAAAAUUUGAUUAUUUUUUGUUAAUCAAAAACCUCCCCUUACAAUGAGGUCUCUUUGUUGUGUGUUUGUUUUUGCUAUAGCGCUGGCAGCUACAGCUUUGGCAACAAAACCUCCAAAAUGGGACACCACAUACACUGUUAGUGGAACAUUAAAUAUUCCUUAUGCUGAAAUCGAAGAACCAUUUUUUGCAUGGUAUGAUAGUCACACUAAACGUUCCCGUAUUGAUUACUACGGUGGCAUGGUUAAGACCUAUCAACUAGCCAACGAAGCAAAAUACGGUGCUUCACUUAAAAUUGCUCCAGUAACAACAUCAUCAGAUUUGAAUAAAGAAACUUGUUUAUUGGUAAAUGGUACAGCUGAUAAUGUUGUUGAAAUUCAAUCAAUUUUACCGGAUGCCAAGAGCUUCACUCUUAUUGGAACCGAAACUUUACUCGGAAUUGUUUGUGAUAAAUUUCGUUUGGAAGAAGUAAUUGGCUCGAAGAAGAACAUAUAUACUCUCUGGGUUAGGUACAAGAAGUCCCCCAAAUAUCCAGCAUCUCGUCAACCAAUUCCAGUUCGAUAUGAAAUGAAGGGUUACAAUACACUCUUGGGUUCCCAUUAUGAUCAUUAUUAUCUAGAUUAUGAGAGUUACGCCAAUGACGCUGUUCCCAAUGAGGUUUUCGAAAUAAGUCCAGAUAUGCCAUGUGUGAGUUUCCCUGGUCCAGGAGCCGGACACUAUGCCACCUUCAAUCCAAUGCAAGAAUUCGUUCAUCCAACCAAAGAUCAUCAUUUGGAAAUGGAAUUCAAAAGAUUCAAGGGCAAACAUGGAGUUCAAUACAUGAAUGAGACUGAACAUGAAUUCCGCAAGAAUAUCUUCCGUCAGAAUCUUCGUUUUAUUCAUUCGAAAAAUCGUGCAAAGUUGGGAUAUUCCCUGGCAGUAAACCAUUUGGCUGAUAAGACUGAAAAUGAAUUGAAAGCUCGUCGUGGAUUCAGAUCAUCUGGAGUUUACAACACCGGUAAACCAUUCCCAUACAGUACCCAGAAAUUGAAGGACAACCUUCCUGAACAGUUUGAUUGGAGACUUCUUGGAGCUGUAACUCCUGUCAAGGAUCAAUCGGUUUGCGGAUCUUGCUGGUCAUUCGGAACUGUCGGAGCAAUAGAGGGAGCCUAUUUCCUCAAGAACGGCGGCAACUUGGUGCGACUCUCCCAACAAGCACUCAUUGAUUGUUCAUGGGAAUAUGGCAACAAUGGCUGUGAUGGUGGUGAAGACUUCCGUGCUUAUCAGUGGAUGAUGAAGAACGGUGGUAUCCCAACUGAAGAAGAAUAUGGAAACUACUUGGGUCAAGAUGGUUUGUGUCAUGCCGAUAAUGUUCCGAAAGUUGCCAAGAUUUCUGGAUUCGUCAAUGUCACAUCCAACGAUCCAAAUGCAUUUAAAAUUGCUUUGGUUAACAAUGGUCCAUUGUCGGUGGCUAUUGAUGCAGCACACAAGGCUUUCAGUUUCUAUUCACAUGGAGUUUACUAUGAACCUGAGUGUAAGAACGAUAUAAAUGGGCUUGAUCAUGCUGUUCUGGCUGUGGGAUAUGGAAAAAUUAACGGUGAAGAUUAUUGGUUGGUGAAGAACUCAUGGUCUACCUAUUGGGGUAAUGAUGGUUAUGUUCUUAUGUCGGCUAAGAAUAACAAUUGCGGAGUCAUGACUACACCAACUUAUGUAGAAAUUGCAUGAGAGUAAAGCUAUACAGCAGCUUAGGUUAAAAUUGUAUAGAAAGUCAAUCUUUUUUAAUAAAAAAAAAAUUGUAUCGAAA